AUGGGAUUUAAUAAUAGAGCAUUAGAACUGAUAGCAGAAGUAGAUGAUGGAGGUCUAUGGAGAAUCACAAAGUCAUACCAUAAAUUAGAAUAUUUAAAUAUUGCCUAUCAUACAGAGAUUACUGAAUAUUCAAUUUGCGGUAUUAUUCAUUCCUCUCCAAAGCUUCAGCAUCUUGACAUUACCUUUUGUGAAAUUACUGAUAUAACAAUCAAAGAAAUUGCUAGAUCAUGUCUUAAUUUAAAAUAUCUUAAUCUGAAAGAGUAUGAUAAUAUUAAUUUUAAAAAUAGUAUAGGUUUUAGCGAUAAAUCACUAUUUGUAAUAGUGGAAUCAUAUCCUAAUUUGAGAUAUAUUAAUUUGUGGGAUGCUCAAAUAACUAAUAAAGGUUUAUAUGCAAUUGCGCGAUCAUGUUAUAAAUUAGAAUAUCUAAAUAUUUCUUACUGCAGAAAUAUUAGCGAUAAAUCUUUGUUUGAAAUCGCAGGAAAUUGUUAUGAUUUGCAAAAGUUUUAUUUUGCCAAAGUGCGUUGGAUCACAGAUAGAUCUAUAAGUUGCAUCUUAAACUCAUGCCUAAAUUUACGAAAACUUGAUAUUGCGUUUAGUCGUGAAGAUAUCAAAGAUGCUAGUAUUUUAAUACAAAGAUAUUUUAAUAUAGAGUAUCUUGACUUUAGUGGGGUUAUGGCUUUGCAGAAUGAUAUAUUAAUUAUAGCUAUUAUCAAACGAUCUCUGAAUUUAAGACACUUAGAGAUCAGUCAUAAUGAUAUUGGUGAUGAGGUUAUUGAAGCAUUGGCUUAUACAUGUCAUAAAUUAGAGCAUCUCGAGCUAAAUGGAUACUGUAAUAUUACCAGUAUAACUAUCAGAGAAAUUGCUUGCUCAUGUCUCAAUUUAAAAUUUCUAGAUUUGGAUAGGUGUGAAAAUAUUAGCAAAAAAGCUAUGCAUCAACUAAAUCCAAAUAUUCAUAUCGAAAAUUUUGAUGAAGA
This is a messenger RNA of Funneliformis geosporum, 974 nucleotides long. Lineage: Eukaryota; Fungi; Glomeromycota; Glomeromycetes; Glomerales; Glomeraceae. The record is from the annotation of a GenBank genome assembly.